UUAAUUCAUGGAAUUUGUAAUCAUUUCAGGGUUCUGCCGCCUUUUCCACUUCGCCUUCUUCGGUCGGAUCGUGAAGCUAAAGUGACACUGUAUUUCAACAUAUUCCUCGGCAUAUUCAUAUUUAUCAUUUCCACCAUGGUCGGAACUGCACUCGAACUAAAGCGGAUUUUCGGUAUCGCUCGUAAGCCAGUUGGUCCCUCGAUUGGAUUUUGCUGUCAAUUUGUGCUGAUGCCAACGAUCGGAUUCCUGUUGGCUGAGUUCGGUCUGCCAGAAGACGCCACUUCACUGAAAAUGGCUCUGUUUGCCACAUCCACGUUGUCGCAGUGGUGGCAAAGAGUUCGUUUUGGCGCAUCAUUUGGUCGGAGGAACAUCUUGCCUUUCCAGUUCGAUGACGUCACACAGACCUUAGCUGCUCUAUUUAUGAUGCCGUGGGAUGUCAACGCUUGGUCGACACUUCACCGACGCUCACGUUCAAAUUCCUUUCUUGAGAAUUAUUGA
Molecule: messenger RNA, 498 nt
Organism: Ostertagia ostertagi
Lineage: Eukaryota; Metazoa; Nematoda; Chromadorea; Rhabditida; Trichostrongylidae
Source: the annotation of a GenBank genome assembly